Molecule: messenger RNA, 2020 nt
Organism: Macrosteles quadrilineatus (aster leafhopper)
Lineage: Eukaryota; Metazoa; Arthropoda; Insecta; Hemiptera; Cicadellidae
Exons: 5
Coding region: 111-941 (276 amino acids)
Source: RefSeq, a predicted model, not a curated record
AAAGCACUGAUACUUGAUCCUAACUAACUCUCAUGUAAACAAGACCUAAUUUUUAUUGAAAUAGUUUUUAACUUUUCUUUUUACUAUAAGUAUUUUAAUACCUUUAAAAAAUGAACAAUAUUUUUCUUUUAAUUCUCUGUUUAUUGGCAUCUUCCCCUUCAGUCAAAAGUGGUACUGAAGAUGAGUUUCUGAAAGCUUUUCAAAAAGGCCUCGAAAAAUCCAUUAAAAGCUACAUAAGAAAUAAUCUUGAAAUACUUUCACAAAUACUGAAGAAGCCGUCAGUAGUGGAAACGCCAACUUAUCCUAAACAACUUACUCCACAAGUUAUUGACAAAGCAUUGUUAAAUUUAAAACGUGCUUUACCAGAAACAAUCCCGAUGUUUCCUUUUGCUGUUGCGGAACCAAUAACUUCUGUGGAUAUUUUGUUCUUUUUCGGCAUAUUGAACAGUAGAUUUAAAAAUCUAACAGAUUUUAUAUGUAGCUCCCAAGUAGAAAAUAGUGUCUCCACAUCUUCCAUAAGUGUCAAUUUCCAUAUAAACAGUAGCAGCUUGGAGGGACACUAUGAGCUGGAUGUGAGCAACUACGACAUGCAUUUGUAUGGUGAUGGUGAUUACAGAAUCACCACCAACGGGACAGAUAUUGCUUUCCACACCAAUAUAGAAAUAUCCAUGGACGAUUCAUUCACGAUGAGAGACUUUAUUUUUAAUGUCAGCAUAACUACUGCUGAACUAACAAUGACCAAUCUGCUAAACGGAGAUCCAUCGGCUAAUAAUCUCACAGACUACGUAAGCAAGUUGAUGCCUGCUGAAGUGGCAACUAUGAAUGACAUGUUCCAACAGACUGUGAACAGCUCUGUAGUACAUUUUACUAAUGACUACAUCGCUUCAAUCAUGUCUUGGAGGGAAAUUGUUGAUUUUGUAUACAUCUUGGCUGAGAUUUAAUUAAACAUUGUGAUUUUCUUACAAUCUUCAAUUUUGUUUAAGGGAGUGAAGUAGGGUUCUUGUGAGUACCUACUUUUCUGAAGGUUGAACACAUCAAAUCUCUAAAUGAUUGAGUACACUGAAAAGUUUAUUGAUCCUUUAGAUAAAAUUGGCAAUCUGAUCACAAAUUAUGUUUGUAUUUAUUGUAUCCUAAGUGUAAAGUUUGUAUCAAUAUAUUGCUAUUAUAAACAUACUGAACAACAGUACAACUUAAAUAUUUAUUUAUCCUAAUGUUUAAGACAAUUUCAAAAUGUACAUUUUAAGUAAUCCAUUGUUUUAGACUCCUAGAAAUUCCUAAAAAUAAAAAUACAUGGCUCAAACUCUGUGACUGAAAAAAAAGUCAUUGAAGAUGUAAUGUAAUAUCAGGCUGGGUUUAAAUCUUAUAUUUAAAAAUUUGGUUUUUCUUUUCUGAGUUUGUUUGGCUCUUCUACCUAACCGAUUAUCAUGAUUGAGGUUUCAAAUUGAAGGUAUGCACUCACAGAUUUCACAUUAAGCAUCGCCAUAUUUUUCUUUCGUUCUUUAUUUUGCUUUUAUCAAAUUAUCAAUAUCUUUUGGCAUGAGUAUUUCUGGCUGUACCUCUAAGUAAAAUUUGGAUAGAAUUCUUACUCUUCAAAAAAGAGCAAUCAAAAUUAUCAAUUAUGUUAAAUUUAGAAUGGGACACUUCUGCUCGUCAAUAUUUUUCAAAAAUGGGAAUAAUGACUGUGUAUAGUAUUUAGGUUUUUCAUACAAUUUUACUCCAAAAAUACUAUCUAAUGGUAAUUUGGUCCCAAGACUUGUUGAUAGUUAUAAUUAUUUUACCAAGAACAGAAAUGAAAUUGCUGUCAGUGUCCAUAAUUUGAAGAAAAAAAACCACCUGUGCAAGGAAAAGGUUUUUGGACAAACUCCCAGCUGAGUUGAGGAAUAUUGAUAACGUUUCCAAAUAAACUUGAACAUUUGUUAACUGAUAAAACACUUUGUGGUUUCGAUUUCGAUGUAGGUUAGAUUGAUUUAGUUUUAAGCCUAGUGACUCCAUUCAAUGUAUGUGACUGUAUACCAUAUGA